AUGGAUGCGAGGCACCUGGGCUCCUUGCUCCUUCUGCCCCUGCGGGUGGCGUUCUUCACCCUGAGGGCGUGCGUGAACCUGCUACUGCUGCGCCGCGCGCGGAGGGACUUGCGGGGGGAUGUCGUGCUCAUCACGGGCGGGGGACGAGGCAUCGGCCGCCACCUGGCGCGCGAGUUCGCCCGCCGGGGGGCCCGGAAGGUGAUCCUCUGGGGUCGUACGGAGAGGUGUCUCAAGGAGACCUGCGAGGAGAUCUCGCUGAUGGGCACCGAGUGCCACUACUUUGUGUGCGAUGUGGGCAACCGUGAGGAGGUGUACCAGCAGGCCAAGGCACUAAGGGAGAAGGUGGGGGAUGUAACUAUUCUCGUAAACAAUGCAGCUGUGGUUCAUGGCAAGAGUUUAAUCGACAGCGACGACGAUGCCCUGCUGAAAUCGCAGCACAUAAACACACUGGCGCAUUUUUGGACCACAAAAGCCUUCCUGCCCCGGAUGCUGGAGCUGUGCAAUGGACACGUGGUGUGCAUCAACUCUAUUCUGGCUCUCUCUUCCAUCCCGGGGACCAUCGACUACUGCACGUCCAAGGCAGCAUCCUUCGCUUUCAUGGAGAGCCUAACCCUGGGGUUACUGGACUGCCCCGGUGUGGGCUGCACCACCGUGUUGCCCUUCCACACCAACACAGAGAUGUUCCAGGGCAUGAGAGUCAGGUUCCCAAGGCUCUUCCCGCCCCUGAAACCUGAGCUGGUGGCCCAGCGGACAGUAGAGGCGGUCCAGAGCAACAAAGCCUUUGUCUACCUGCCGUGGACUAUGCGUGUCCUCGUCAUCCUCAAAAGCUUGCUGCCACAGGUCGCUUUUGAAGAAAUCCACCGUUUCUCAGGAAGUUACACCUGCAUGAACACUUUCAAGGGGCGGACAUAGCGGGAUACCUCUCCAGCCCAAAGCGGCAUCUUGGGACAAGGUGUGAGGAAAAACUGGUGGGCAGGAAGGACACCCUGGGACACCACUGAUGACGGAGUUUCGGGAUGGCAGCGGACACCAGUGGUGGACCUCUGGACACUUUGGAGUUUGUGAAACCCCACAGCAAGUCUAUAGAAAGGUCUUUGGAUCUGAAUUACUUGACUGACCGUAGAUCCACGGCUGUCCAGCUCCUGGCCGUGGGCCCUCCAGCAGAACUCAACUAAUGUGACAUUUCAGCUGAAAUGCUGAUUUUCUGGAAGAGGGACCCAAUGGUGUUCAGAACCUUCAGCAUGCCGGACAAGUCCUCCUGAAAGGACUCAAUUUCCAUUUUCUCACUUUAGACUAGACACUUGCUUUUGCAGUAUCUUUACUUUUUUUACCGAAUGAUUUUACAGUUGAGUUUUAAAGUAAAUAUAAUUGUAUUUGAGUUUGGGUGAUAUGUUUGUUAUCGAUACAGGGUGCGUGUUCAGUGCAUGCUGACGGGGCUCAGAAAGGACCUUGUGCGUAUGCGGGCGUGUGUGCGGUCAAGGUUCGUCAAAGCCGGCAGGGACCUCCACGGGUCACCGCCGCUUUGCCAGCCGUGAACUCAUCGUGCAUUUUGUAGUGCUGUCAUAACGCGCACUCCGUACGAAGAAGACUCUGCAGUUUGAUGGCUGUUAGGACUUUUUUUAUUAUUUUUUUUUGAUGUUGGCUUUUGGGCAGUGGAACACUAACAAUAAACAAUGAGGGUUUGACCUCCUCUUUGGCAAACCAGGCGGCCCCCCCCUCCCUGCCCUUCCAGUCACGGUCACUGGCAGGCGUGUCGGCCCUGCAAAGGUGGAAAAUAAAUUAGAGGCGAAAGCCAGUGGACAAUACGGCCUCCCCCUGCCGCCUGCCAGUUUGGAACGGACAUCUGAAGCCGUGGAGCCCCAUAAAGGCCGAGCUGUGCGGAGAUCAUUGGCAGCUGUGUUCGCUUUCUUUGUUCCACUUAUAAAAUCAUUGUUUGGCAAAGGAGCCCUAAAGCAGGAAUCAGUCGAUUCUUUUCAGUUCUUCAAUUAAUACAUUUUCCUUCGUGGAGGUGAUUUCUGAGCUGCUGGGGUGAAGGUAAUUAGUUAUUACGUAAAUGUCAUGUUCGAGUUUUUCCCCACCGAGACGGUCAUUACACUCUGUGUUAGUGGACACGUGUGUGUUCUCAACGCGGAAGGUGUUUGGUCUUCCUGGUUCAGCUGUUACAGCCCCACCCCUUGUAUAUCUUUCUUCACUUAUUGUGCUAAAGGGAGUUCUGGCUAAAACUCAAGGGCUCAGGGUAAAAGUGAGGAAAAUGCACAGUACAGCCCAGGAUGCACGGUUCCAUCUGACUGCGCUGAUGGAUGUGAAUAUUGAAACGAUCUGGAUUAGUACUGGAUUAUACCUUUGGCUGUCGAAAAGCAGAAAGUUCUUUAAAAAAACAGCUGCAUUGCAUGAAUAAAUGUACCUAAACGUUAUUUUCGUGGGAUUAUGUGGUAUUAUACACCAGCUAUUCAAAUCCAACGGCUCAAGCAACGUCUUGCUUCAAACAAAAUUGUAUUGAACGUUUCUUCUAAAUGGGUCUUAAGAUCUGUUUCAUACUACUCUGGUGUUUGCAGGAUCUAGGUGAAAGAUCCACCCCCAGCUGUUGUAAAUGAUAAUCCAUCUUCCCUUUUGCACACCAGACCUGGAGCCUCAUUAUAAAACGGGCUACAUACAGUUUUGAUUUCACACUCAAUCCCAAGCCAACAGACAUGAAACUACAUACAUUUAUUCAUUCAGCUGAUGCUUUGGUCCAAAGGGCCUUAAAACAUUAAGCUGCUUAUAUUUUUUUUUAAACCCAUUUCUACCAUAGGGUCAUUUUUGGUGUAUCAAUUCAGGGUGGGUAACUUGAUUAAGGGUAUUGCAGGAGGUGGGAUUUGAACCUGCGCCUUUUGGAGCUGAAUGCAGAAGGUUUAACCACUGUGCUACUAGCUGCCACUUAGAAGCAUGAACUCUUCAGACCCACUUUAGAUCAUCUGUGCAAACUAUUGUGUGCUGUAGUGCCUGCUUAACAUUUGUGUUCUCAAGGAGCUUGAACUUUUGUUCCGGGAUAUGAGCGAACGUCACAUUUCUGGAAUCUCUGCAAAUUGUAUCAGCGAGACGUCAUGUUUGGUGGCUCACGUCAAUUCAAGUGGCCACCGGUUGGCUUUGAACAGAAAAUAUAAUUCACGUAAGA
Messenger RNA from Scleropages formosus (Asian bonytongue), 3154 nucleotides. It is a transcript of the gene dhrs3a, whose product is annotated as dehydrogenase/reductase (SDR family) member 3a. The coding region runs from base 1 to 912 and encodes 303 amino acids. Gene Ontology annotation, biological process: regulation of retinoic acid receptor signaling pathway; retinoid metabolic process. Gene Ontology annotation, cellular component: lipid droplet. NCBI's taxonomy places the organism in Eukaryota, Metazoa, Chordata, Actinopteri, Osteoglossiformes, Osteoglossidae. The transcript is spliced from 6 exons. The record is from RefSeq and is a predicted model, not a curated record. Gene Ontology annotation, molecular function: all-trans-retinol dehydrogenase (NAD+) activity.